AUGUGUUCAUCUAUAGUUGACAAAGACAGACAAAACGAACAUCGCUGUGGGGAAACUGUAUGUCAUAUAUGCAAUAAGUUUGUACUUGAUGAUCAUUUAUGUUUCAUGCAAACGGAAAACCCAAAACCCAAGAAUGAUAGUCUAAUAUUUUACGAUUUUGAGACAGAUUUUUCAACCGGAGAACAUGUGGUUAAUUUUGCUGUUGCACAAUAUUUAGACGGUACAGAAUUUGUUUUCAAGGGUUACAACGCAUUGAACGAGUUUUGUUCCUUAUUUUCAAGAGAACAUAAAGGUUUUACAGCAAUUGCCCAUAAUGCUAAGUCAUUUGACGGUGUUUUCAUUCAGAGAUGGUUAAUUGAAUACAGACCGACUGCAGAUAUACAUGUUAUUGAUUCGGGAAAGAAAAUUAUGCAACUGACAGUGAAAGAUUAUCAAAUCCGUUUAAUUGACUCGCUGAACUUUUUACAAAUGCCUUUAGCUAAAUUUCCUAAAACAUUUGGACUCGAUGAAACAAAAUUUUCCAAAGGUGACUUUCCGUUUUUGUUUAAUACAAUAGAAAAUCAAAAUUAUAUUGGCCCGAUACCUGAUAUCAAAUAUUACAGUCCUGAUUCAAAGUUCGAAAAAGAUCGCACUAAAUUGAUUGCGUGGCAUGAAGAACGAAAGAAAAAUAACUUUGUCUUUGAUUUCCAAAAGGAAAUGGCUAAGUACUGCUCUCAAGACGUUACCAUACUGCGUUUAUGUUGUUUGCAAUUUAGGGAUUUAUUUCUCGCAGAGACUAAAGUUGAUCCAUUCUGUUAUUGUACCAUUGCAGCAGCCGUAAUGGCAAUUUAUCGGUCAAAAUAUCUUCAACCGAACACAAUCGGAAUCGUACCGAAAAAUAUGUAUCGAAAUUCAAAUAAACCCUUCUCUCAAAGCGCAAUCGUGUGGCUUGAAUUUGUAUCUGCGCAAACUAACUGCAAAAUACAACACGCUCUCAAUGGCGGAGAAAAAAAAGUUGAAGAUCCGGAAUUAGGUAAAGUGUAUUAUGUCGACGGCUUUUGUGAAGACACAGACACUAUAUUUUCUUUUUAUGGUUGUCUUUAUCAUGCAUGCCCAUCUUGUUACGAUUUAAGAAACGAUCAUCCCUUUUUUAAUGAGAAACAGAUGGCUGACGUAUUUGAUGAAACAAUUAGACGACAAAAUAGACUUUUACAUUUGGGUCACGAGGUUAAGACGAUUUGGGAACAUGACUAUUGCAAACUUAAGGAAACGGACGAAAUGAAACAUUUUUUGGAUAAAAAUGACAUUAUAACAAAUCUUGAACCACGCGAUGCGUUUUUUGGUGGCAGAGUCAAUGGGUUUAAGCUAUUUAGGGACGCCCAAAAAGAUGAAACAAUUGAAUAUGUUGAUUUUACCUCGUAUCCUUACGUUAACAAAACAAAAGUUUAUCCUAUAGGUCAUCCAACAAUUAUUCGCGAGAAUUUUGAAACAAUUUCGAAUUAUUUCGGACUAAUAAAAUGCAACGUUUUAGCACCCAGAAAUUUGUAUCUUCCAAUUUUACCUGCACGAAUAAAAGAUAAACUCUUUUUUCCUUUAUGUAAACAGUGUGUUGUACAAAACUCUUCAGUGUGUACUCAUUCGGAAAAUGAGCGUGCUUUUUGGGGUACUUUUACCACAGUUGAAGUGUUGAAAGCUAUCGAAAAAGGAUAUAAGGUUAUUGAAAUUUUUGAAAUUUGGCACUUUGAAAACACAAGCUCGGAUUUGUUUUCGGAUUAUGCGAAUUAUUUUCUCCGUAUAAAGCAAGAGAGUUCAGGAUUUCCGAGUCGUAUACAAACUCCUGAGGACAGACAGAAAUACGUGGCCGACUAUUAUGAAAACGAGGGAAUACUGUUAAGGCAUGAUAAAAUAGAUUACAAUCCAGGCUUAAGAGCAUUGGCUAAGCUAUGCCUUAACAGCUUGUGGGGUAAAUUUUGUCAAAAAGACAAUCGACUAAAUACAGAAUUCAUUAAUGAUCCUCUACAUUUCUACAGACGUUUGAACGGGGCCGACAUUGAAAUUCACGAUCUCUGCAUCUUGAAUGAUGAUUUAGUCGAAAUUGUCUUUAAGAGAAAGCAUGAGUAUGAAGUAGAAAACAAACUAACAAAUAUCUUCAUAGGAAUUUUUACAACUGCAUGGGCUAGAUUAGAACUUUACAAUGUGAUGGAUCUGUUACAAGGUAACCUUUUAUAUUGCGAUACGGACAGUUGUAUUUAUGUAAAUAAACCGGGGGGUUCAAGGCCACUCUUAGGGGAUUACCUGGGUAAUUUAACAAACGAAAUCACUCAAGAACAUGGGGUAGGUAGUUACAUUACAAGAUUUGCAUGUGGGGGUCCAAAAAAUUAUGCGUACGUUGUAAAUAAUGGGAAAAAACUUUGUAAGAUACGAGGUUUUACUUUGAAUUUUAAAAAUAGCCAAAUUCUUAAUUUUGAUUCUAUGUAUGAAAUGGUUUGUAACUAUGUACGUUCAGAUGACGAAAAUAAGAAAAAUAAAAUAGAUGUUGUAAAUAACAGUAAAAUAACACGAGAAAAACGGACCCGUCGGCUUGUCAACAAGAAAGAAGUAAAGCAAUAUCAGAUCGUCUACGACAAAAGAAUAAUUGACAACUCUGGUGAAGACACAAUACCUUACGGAUAUUAUUGGUCACCAGCGUCUAACUCUGCUAGUCCGUCUGUAAAGCCCAUUAUACGUCUUCCAGAUUCAAUGCUUUAUACAAUGGUACAGCCCACGACAUUAGGGUGUAGAGUAAAUCAUAGCUGUGUUGAUGACAAAGCUAACGAUGGGACAUGUAGUGAUGAAGAAAUGGAAGACGUUUUGGUGUAUAAAGAUGUUGUUAAGGAUGGUGAUGACGGUCGUGGACCAUUACUUCUUUUGCAUUUGCACGAUAAACGAAGUAUGUUGGAUGUUGCAUUGCUUUUGACUCGCAGCUCUCAUAUUCUUCAACAAGACGACAUGAGUGACGAUCAAAGACAAAAACUUUUUAACGCAAACUUUGAACAAUUCCUUAAAUUGAAGCAACAGAAAGAUAAUCAGAUACCCAUGGUACGUGUGGUGGACACUGUUGAUGGGAAUGAAAAAAACAUAAUAAGUGACAACGAAAAUCAGACAUUAGCUGACUCUGUCAUUGUACAAAGUGUGCCAAAAACUAUGCGUGAGCGGGCGAAAGCAAUAUUGCAGCGCCUUAGAACACAGCCAAGUAUAAUAUCUUGGGACGGUUCUGGACAAGUCAAACUUGAGGGAGUCACCAUUCCGCAAUCAAACAUAACAGAUCUAAUUAGCGAUGCUGUGAGAGGAAGGAAAAAUUCAAUCCUAAAGGGUCUAAAGAAUUCUUUCGUGUUUUAUCAAAAAUAA
Messenger RNA from Xenia sp. Carnegie-2017, 3366 nucleotides. RefSeq lists its product as uncharacterized. Gene Ontology annotation, molecular function: DNA-directed DNA polymerase activity; nucleotide binding; DNA binding. The record is from RefSeq and is a predicted model, not a curated record. Bases 1 to 3366 code for a protein of 1121 amino acids. NCBI's taxonomy places the organism in Eukaryota, Metazoa, Cnidaria, Anthozoa, Malacalcyonacea, Xeniidae. The transcript has 3 exons. Gene Ontology annotation, biological process: DNA replication.